Zingiber officinale is the source of this 1352-nucleotide messenger RNA. RefSeq names its product 7-deoxyloganetin glucosyltransferase-like. The record is from RefSeq and is a predicted model, not a curated record. The coding region runs from base 66 to 1304 and encodes 412 amino acids. NCBI's taxonomy places the organism in Eukaryota, Viridiplantae, Streptophyta, Magnoliopsida, Zingiberales, Zingiberaceae. The transcript is spliced from 2 exons. Gene Ontology annotation, molecular function: UDP-glycosyltransferase activity.
UAUAGAGUAAUAGAGGUGGAGGCCAUAGCAGAGGAGGAGCAAGGAGAGAGGAGAGAAGCGUGGCCAUGGGUGACACUCUAGGACAGUCGGAGAAGAAUCCUCACGCGGUGAUCAUCCCGUACCCUGCUCAGGGUCACGUCACGCCGAUGAUGAAGUUGGCGAAGCUCCUCCGGUUCUAUGGCUUCCGCAUCACCUUCGUCAACACCCACUUCAACCACACACGCCUGCUCCGCUCCGGCGCCGUCGUCCCUUCGGAGGCUGAUGACCCGGGCUUCCGCUUCGAGUCCAUACCCGACGGGCUCCCGCCCUCCGACACCGACGCCACGCAGGACAUCCCCUCCCUCUGCGACUCCAUCUCUAAACACGCGCUCCUGCCGUUUCUCGACCUCCUGCACCGCCUUAACGACGACGGCGGCAACGCGCCGCCCGUCUCCUGCAUCGUCUCUGACGGCGUCAUGAGCUUCACCCUGGACGCCGCCAGGGAGCUCCGCAUCCCGGAGGUCGUCUUCUGGACUACCAGCGCCUGCGGCUUCAUGGGCUACCUCCACUUCCAACGCCUCAUCGACCGCGGCCUCACGCCUCUCAAACACGAAAGCGACAUCACGAAUGGAUUCUUGGAUACUCCGAUCGAUUGGGUGCCGGGAAUGAAGAACAUGCGGCUGAGGGACUUCCCUUCCUUCAUCCGGACCACCGACCGGGACGACAUCAUGCUCAACUACGACAACCGUGAGGCACAGCGCGCCGCCAUGGCCUCAGCGGUAAUCGUGAAUACUUUCGACGAGCUGGAAGGACCGGUCCUGGAGGCGAUGGCGGCGAUCCUCCCCCCGAUCUACACUGUCGGCCCGCUCUCCUUGCUUCUCCAGAACCACCAGAUUCCUAACGCCCUCGCCUCGCUCCGAUCCAACCUUUGGAAGGAGGAGAGCGGGUGCUUGGAGUGGCUGGACGGCCGCGCGCCGGGCUCGGUGGUGUACGUCAACUUCGGGAGCAUAACGGUGAUGAGCAACGAGCAACUGGUGGAGUUCGCGUGGGGGCUGGCGGAUUCAGAGUACGAGUUCCUGUGGGUGGUCCGGCCGGACCUGGUGCCGGGCCACGCGGCGGUGCUGCCGGCGGAGUUCGUGGAGAAGACUCGGGAGCGCGGGAUGCUGGCCAGCUGGUGCCCGCAGGAGGAGGUGCUGGGCCACUCCGCCGUGGGAGGGUUUCUGACGCACAGCGGCUGGAACUCGACGCUGGAGAGCAUCGUCGGCGGGGUGCCGAUGCUGUCGUGGCCCUUCUUCGCGGAGCAGCUGCAGACCAACUGCAGGUAAGCGUGCACGGAGUGGGGAAACGGUAUGGAGAUCGACAACAACGUGAAG